CCAGCUGUGGGGGGCGGUGCCCGCGCUCUAGGGACAGCUUCACGCCCUCGGGCGGGACAGAAACAAGCUGAGAGCAGUUGUGGGCGCAGGGCCUCCAAAAUGAGGCCGGCGUUCGCCCUGUGCCUCCUCUGGCAGGCGUUCUGGCCCCGGCCGGGCCAUGGCGAACACCCCACCGCCGACCGCGCGGGCUGCUCGGCCUCGGGGGCCUGCUACAGCCUGCACCACGCCACCUUCAAGCGGCAGGAGGCCGAAGAGGCCUGCAACCUGCGCGGCGGGGCGCUCAGCACCGUGCGCGGGGGCGCCGAGCUCCGCGCGGUGCUCGCUCUCCUGCGGGCAGGCCCGCGGCCCGAAGAGGGCUCCAAAGACCUUCUAUUCUGGGUGGCGCUGGAGCGCAGGCGAUCCCACUGCACCCUGGAGAACGAGCUGUUGCGGGGUUUCUCUUGGCUGUCCCCCGACGUCGGCGAGUCAGAAAGCGACACGCUGCAGUGGGUGGAGGAGCCCCAACGCUCCUGCACCGCUCGCAGUUGCGCGGGACUCCAGGCCACCGGGGGAAUCGAGCCCGCAGGCUGGAAGGAGAUGCGAUGCCAGCGGCGCGCCGACGGCUACCUGUGCAAGUACCAGUUUGAGGGCUUGUGCCCCGCUCCGCACCCCGGGGCCGCUUCUAACUUGAGCUACCGCGCGCCCUUCCAACUCUACAGCGCGGCGCUGGACUUCAGUCCCCCCGGGACCAAGGGGGACGUAAAAAGCCAGAAGCGCUUAGGAAAAAUUCCCUCAUUGAAGAACCCAGAGGAGCGAAGAAGUGACCCCUUCCCAGCCCUCAGAAAAGUCCACUUGAAAUAUGGAUUUUCAAGUCAAAUCUUGUCAGUCAGCUCCUCUCCAGCUCGAACCCAGAAGGAACUGGCCAACUGGCCUCCUCAACUUUGACAUCGUUGCAGAAACACCUUCCUUUUCUUUGUGGGUGAAAUCGGAAGCUGGACUGUAUCUCAUUAUCCCUAAGGCAGCCCUUUCAAGAGUGAACUCUAUCAUACCCUGUCUCCAGAUAGUCCACAAAACAGUAAAUGAUCACUAACAUUAUCACUGGACCUGCCUUCCUCUCAGUAAACCACAUAACAACGUUGAACCUCUCUGCCUUCUUUUAACACCAACAAAAGAAAUGUAUUGAAUGAGCAGCAAGAUAUCCAUCUGAACAUGUGGAAUAGGUUCUCAUGAGCUCAGAGGUAUAUGGUGCAAUAAGAGAGCAGCACAGACUUUGCAGUGCUUUAUUUUUAAAGCACACACCACUGUAACGAUCAUGUAGCAUCAGUCAUUACAGUUGAGAACCUCACCUCUGAUGUGGUGCACGGGGAUAAAAACAACCCUACUACCCAAGUGUUUUUUUAAGAAGAUUGAUAUAAAUAUGACAUCACUAUUAUUUGUUCAGAAUAACUUGGGAAUAUAUCACAAUUUUUUAAAAUGUAUCUUCCAUAAUAUUCUCCAGGAGAACUCUUUGCUUUUUCUCUCUUGCCCAAACUCUAUGUUCAGCAUUUUUCAAUGAUCAGGAUUAAACUGGAUGAGGCAUCAAAGAUUUUCAAAUAAUGCUCUUUCCUUGGGAUAUCAUGUCAGAAGAUGGCCUGAGAAAUUCCACCCUGGAAACACAGAGGUCACCGGUAAGAGAGAGACAGAUCACGGACGCUAAACUGAUACAUGUUACCUCCCUCCAUAAAUCCUAUUUCAUUGCAGUCUCUUACCCUGAGGUGAGCUCAUCACCUUAGGACAGGAGAGGGCUUGUUGCCAGCCUCCAGGCAAUGCAGAAAGGCUGGGAGAUCGCGUGAAGUGGUGGGGGUGGGGGUUGCACAGAGAUUAGCUAAAUUCUUUUUCUCCUGCCUCAGCACAUCAAAGGCUAAGAUUAAAGGACGCAAGUCCUAUGCCUUUUCCUCUAGUGUAAAGGGUAUGCGAGGUGUGUGGAAUGUUUUUAGUAAACGGGGUUGACAAAGGUAAGGAAAGACGCAAGAGACUUGAGACAGAACCACAGAAAAGGUUAUCAGACAGAGGAGACCCAGACGUUCACUCAUCUAGAGCCGCCCUAGAUCCCUCCUAGUCACUGAGCCAAGAGGCUCAGCAUGCGGCUGCCUAUGGCAGGGCCACGUCACUCCUUGGCAGAGGCGGGGUGGACCCCCAGCUGGGCGGCUGUAGGAGAACCACGGAGGACUGUGAGAAGGCUGCAGCCUCCCCAGCUCGGAGGUCAGAUCACAGGCUCUGGAAGCUGCAGCUUUCAACAUAUUGCAGCCAGAAAUCAUCCAGGCUGACAAACAACCUAUUCCCAGAGAGCAAAGGGCAGACAGGGCGCCUUUCCCUGAGGACCCCACCUCACCCCCUCCUCCGUUAGGAUGCAUGAAACCUCUUCCCAAUAUUCACUCUAAAGCCAUUUUAGAGGUGAAAGAGGAAAAGGAGGCCAGCCAAGAGACUGUCUAAACUUAAACAAAAUUUUGAAAUUUUCUGAAAAUGGCUAUUUAAAUUAUCAGCUCAAUUGGAUGUUUGAAUAUUUAUUUAAUAGUUUUUUCUCCCAGCUAACCAGCUAGAAGGGGCUUGGAAUAAUGUUUAGAUUAGACAAAACCAAAAGAACAAAUGUUUUCUCUGCACAUCUAAGUUAUGAAUUCAAUUUGCCACUUUGCUAUAAUUUUUAAAAAUAAUAAUGAAAAGACAAAAGUCUAGCUAUCUUUAGUUGUACUGAAAUAACAUAUGGAACUCUAAAGCCUAGAGUUAAAGGCAUUUGAGGUAUUUGAAGCCUACAUUCCCCAUUCUGGUUCUGGAAUCACUGUUUAGAAAAUGCUCGUUUUUCUUUAUUUUGCUGUGAAAAUAAAACCACUCUAAAAAAAAAUUAAGUCUGUAAAAAACAAA
Messenger RNA from Camelus dromedarius (Arabian camel), 2877 nucleotides. It is a transcript of the gene CLEC14A, whose product is annotated as C-type lectin domain containing 14A. The record is from RefSeq and is a predicted model, not a curated record. Gene Ontology annotation, molecular function: extracellular matrix protein binding; extracellular matrix binding. NCBI's taxonomy places the organism in Eukaryota, Metazoa, Chordata, Mammalia, Artiodactyla, Camelidae. The coding region runs from base 100 to 924 and encodes 274 amino acids. The transcript has 4 exons. Gene Ontology annotation, biological process: cell migration. Gene Ontology annotation, cellular component: external side of plasma membrane; extracellular matrix.